This is a messenger RNA of Scylla paramamosain (green mud crab), 3575 nucleotides long. RefSeq names its product inosine-5'-monophosphate dehydrogenase 1-like (gene ras). Gene Ontology annotation, molecular function: IMP dehydrogenase activity. The record is from RefSeq and is a predicted model, not a curated record. Gene Ontology annotation, cellular component: cytoplasm. NCBI's taxonomy places the organism in Eukaryota, Metazoa, Arthropoda, Malacostraca, Decapoda, Portunidae. The coding region runs from base 151 to 1806 and encodes 551 amino acids. The transcript is spliced from 13 exons. Gene Ontology annotation, biological process: GTP biosynthetic process.
CUCGCGCUGAGCCAGUCUGGUCCACGCGGUGAGGGCGGGUGGAUCAGCAAGUCAGGCAGGCAGAGACUACGUUGGCAGUUUUUCUUGAGUCAAUUAAUUUAAACUCUAGUUGUUUUGAACUUUGAGAAGGGUGCUGUGAAACACAACAGAAUGGCUGACUAUUUGAUCUGCGGAGGAACAAGCUACGUUCCCGAGGACGGCAACACCGGGGCUCAGAUGUUCGCCUCGGGGGAAGGCCUCACCUACCAGGACUUCAUUAUCCUGCCUGGUUUCAUAGACUUCACAGCUGAUGAAGUGGACCUAACCUCUGCAUUGACCAAGAAAAUUAGUCUUAAAGCCCCGCUGGUGUCUUCCCCGAUGGACACUGUUACAGAGUCCGAGAUGGCAAUUGCUAUGGCGCUGUGUGGUGGCAUUGGUAUCAUCCACCAUAACUGCAAUCCAGAUAUUCAGGCACAGGAAGUGAUGAAGGUCAAGAAGUAUAAACAUGGAUUCAUCCGUGACCCUGUUUGCCUCACUCCCGACCACAGGGUGAGUGAUGUAUUUGAAGUGAAGAAGCGUCACGGGUUUGGCGGCAUCCCUAUCACAGAGGAUGGCAAGAUGGGCAGUCGACUGAUGGGUAUUGUCACUUCCCGAGACAUUGACUUCUUGGAGCCCAAUUCAGACAAGCUACUAUCUGAGAUCAUGACUCCCUUUGAUGAUCUGGUCACUGCUCCAGCAGGAGUCAGUUUGGACAAGGCCAAUGAAAUAUUACAACGGUCCAAAAAAGGGAAGUUGCCCAUCAUCAACGAACACUUUGAGCUGGUGGCCCUCAUAGCCCGGACCGAUCUUAAAAAGUCUAGGAACUUCCCUAAUGCUUCUUAUGAUGCCAACAAUCAGCUCUUGGUUGGAGCAGCUAUUGGGACCCGAGAGUCAGACAAACUGAGGCUACAGAUGCUGGUCCAUGCAGGAGUGGAUGUGGUGGUUUUGGACUCCUCACAGGGUAACUCCAUCUACCAGAUCAACCUGAUCCGUUACAUCAAGAGCACUUACCCAGAACUACAAAUCAUUGGUGGCAAUGUUGUGACAGCAGCACAGGCCAAGAACUUGAUAGAUGCAGGAGUGGAUGGGCUGAGGGUUGGCAUGGGGGCCGGGUCCAUCUGCAUCACACAGGAAGUCAUGGCUGUUGGCAGGCCACAAGCCACUGCUGUCUACAAGGUUGCAGAAUAUGCUCGGAGGUUUGGUGUGCCAGUGAUGGCUGAUGGAGGAAUUAGUUCUGUAGGUCACAUCAUCAAGGCUUUGUCCCUCGGUGCAUCCACAGUGAUGAUGGGCUCAAUGCUGGCGGGAACAUCAGAGGCACCUGGGGAAUACUUUUUCAGCAAUGGAGUACGCCUGAAGAAGUACCGCGGCAUGGGUUCCCUUGAGGCUAUGGAGUGUAAGGGUAACAGUGGGGGUGCUGCCGACAGAUAUUUCCAUGGGGGCCCUCCUAACAAGGUCAGCUGUGCAUGCAAAAAGUCAUCAGAUGCUGCUGACCUGUCAUCAGUGGCUCACAGUCCAAACUGUGUCAUGUAUUUAGGAGGGGAAGGAGACACCAUCAAAGUGGCACAAGGAGUGAGUGGUUCCAUUGUUGACAAGGGCUCCAUCCUUCGCUUCCUUCCAUACCUGGUGUCUGGCAUCCAACAUGGCUGUCAGGACAUUGGCUCCAAGUCUUGCUCCAUGCUCAGGGCCAUGCUGUAUAGUGGUGAGCUGAAACUUGAGCGUCGCACUAUUUCGGCCCAGAAAGAGGGCACCGUCCACAGCCUGUACUCCUACGAGAAGAGGCUGUACUAAUCGACCGGGGAAUCUCAUGUUGUGCUGUGAUGUGUGCUGUCCUGUUGCACUGCCACCAAUGACAUAAACUAACUCAAACCAUGUACUGAUAAUCCCAGUGUACUUAGUACUGCCACCACCUGUUGUACUACCACAUCCUGUUAGUGAUAUGCUACCAACCUAUGUACUGCCAGUGUACAUUCAUAAAUCAUUUAUCCACAGAAACCAAACUGAAGAAAGUAGGUCAUUUACUUCUUACUUGAAUAAUGUGCAAUCAAAAUUAUUUGAAAGUUUCAGUGAUCCUGAUGUCCUACACUAAUUCAAAUAGUACACACUAAUCCGUACAGUCUGUGUGGUGAACAGUGUUUUGUCUGGCAGCUAAGGGCUGUGGUGUCAGAAGUGCUUCUGUUAUUGGUCAUGCCCUUGACUUGUGACUUCCUCUUCCUCACAUUAUACAUAGUAGUCCAACUCAUUCCAUUUACAUGUUCUACUUCACUCUUUCCUGUCUGUUUACACCUCACAAACUUAACAAAGCUUGUUGGGCAUUUUCACUAGACAUUUACAUCUAUAAAUGUCAAUGAAGAUACCAGAGAUGUAUUCCUCAUACUUAUCUAUUUGUUUUUUACUGCUGAAAUAUCUACAGUUUAAUCUUUCCUAGUAUUUUUCACCUAUUCCAUUUAUCUAAUGUAGAGUACUUGGUUAUUGUCUGUUUUUGAGAAAGUGACAAGAAAUAUUGAGCUUUGGUAUCUGAAUGCCAUUUAAUCUUAAUAUAUUUAUUAGAGAACAAAACACACACACAGUUAACCAUCUUGUGGCAUUACACUGACUGAAAUGUAUCUUGGGCUGCAGCUGGUGUGAGCUGUGACCAGUGUUUUUGUGCUACUUUGUCUACUAUGUGUUGUUAGUCGCAUGGAAGUUGAUUGGUUGGAAAAGUAUCUCAUCUAGAACACACCAAACUCUCAAAUCAGAAAAACCCAAUUUCAAAAACAAUGCAGAAAAGACAAAAUAUCAAUCAGAGUAAUUCUUAGUGGUGAAAGUUGGAUGAAUAUUGAUGCAGCUGAAAAUUUUCACUCUUAAAGUCCUUGUUCUUCUCUUAAAAGGUGAAAGACAUUGUUUCCAUGUCUUGUUAAAGGAGCAAAUAAACGUUAAGCUUUAUGAUUUCCUAUUUCCUUACUAAGCCACUAAUUUGUGUCUGUCAAAAUAAUCUUAGAUGCAGAGGAUACAAUCAAAAGCUAAUAAAGAUGGUGCUCUUUUUAGAAACUAUAAUUUGUGUUUUGUUUUGAGAGAUUGGAGUGUAUUUCUAGGAUAGGAUGUGAAUGAUGUUAGCAGUACUACUUCAGUCCAUAUGAAUCCAUUGAGAGUACAAACUUGAUGAAGUUACUUGGCUAAUCAUAUCGGUGACUAUCUGCAAAAGGUGACAGAGUAUUUGUCAUUUAUAUUUUACUGAACACCUCGCUGAUACAACUUAGACUGGUCAGUCUUUUAUGUGAUGCCCCACCACAAGUCAUAAGGAACAUUAGGCUCCUGUCUGUGCCAACAAAAUAGUUAUAGCUCACCUGUGUGUUAACAGUUGUGGGUUGUACCUUUAAUAUUGUGCUGUGUAAGGUUAUGAUCAGGGAUUUUAAAUGUUUUACAGUGUUAUAUGUGUACUUUUGGUAUUUUCUUAUCCAUAUACAUUCAUGUUUUUAUUGUGAUAAACUAAAAUAGUGCAUCAAAGAUUUUAAGAGCUAACUGUGUAUAGUCUUUUUGCAUCUGUAUGCCUAAAGAAAUUAAAGACUAUAUUUACCACA